AUUCCAGCCUGGGAUCUUUGCCUCAUGUCCUUGGGCUCCCGCCCAGCAGCCAGUUCUUGUCCCCACCCCCUUGUCACCUGCCCUGGGUUUUCUACCCAGCAGUCAUGCCCAGAGGUGUCAGAUUGCGUUUCCGGCCGCCUCUUCCCUUCACACCCCCCCCCCUCCCAACCCAGCACCUGUCCUCUCUCCUAUCCACCCACAUUCCCCAGCCCUGUAGACUGGAGGGGCCACCACAAGACCUAGUCAGAGGGACAGGAUGGAGGGGCCGGUGUUAACGCUGGGGCUGCUGGCUGCCCUGGUCAUGUGUGGUAAGAGUGGGCAUCACCCUGCCCUGAAGGGUCCCUCAGGACUUGCACGCAGGGUCCCUGCUGCAUGGUCCCCUCCUACUCCUCCCCUGCAUCAGGCCCAGCUCCCACCCCAACUCUGGAGGGGGUUGACCGCCAGGACCCUUUCCUGGGGAGUGGUUGGAUCCCCCCAGCUCAGCCCAGCCCCAUGGCCUGGCAGGAUUUCACGGCAGCCCCCUUCCCGGUCCCCCCUCCCAGCACCCCAUCCCUCUUCCUGUCCCUCCCCAGGCAGCUGGGGCCUGAACGAGGAGGAGCGGCUGAUUCGGCACCUGUUCGAAGAGAAGGGCUACAACAAGGAGCUCCGGCCUGUGGCUCACAAAGAUGAGAGCGUGGAGGUCUCGCUGGCCCUCACACUCUCCAAUCUCAUCUCUCUGAAAGAAGUUGAGGAGACCCUCACCACUAACGUGUGGAUUGAGCACGGCUGGACGGACCCCCGGCUGCAGUGGGAUGCUGAAGAAUUUGGAAAUAUCAGUGUCCUGCGCCUGCCCCCUGACAUGCUGUGGCUCCCAGAGAUUGUGCUGGAGAACAACAACGACGGCUCCUUCCAGAUUUCCUACGCCUGCAACGUGCUCGUCUACCCUUCGGGCUACGUGUACUGGCUGCCGCCCGCCAUCUUCCGCUCCUCUUGCCCCAUCUCCGUCACCUACUUCCCCUUCGACUGGCAGAACUGCUCCCUCAAGUUCAGUUCACUCAAGUACACGGCCAAGGAGAUCACCCUGAGUCUGAAGCAGGAGGAGAAAGAGGGCCGCUCCUAUCCCGUGGAGUGGAUCAUCAUCGACCCUGAGGGUUUCACAGAGAACGGGGAGUGGGAGAUAGUGCACCGGCCAGCCAGGAUCAACGUGGACCCCAGUGUCCCGCUGGACAGUCCCGGCCACCAGGACGUCACCUUCUACCUCAUCAUCCGCCGCAAGCCCCUCUUCUACAUCAUCAACAUCCUGGUGCCCUGCGUGCUCAUCUCCUUCAUGAUCAACCUGGUCUUCUACCUGCCGGCUGACAGUGGCGAGAAGACGUCGAUGGCCAUCUCGGUGCUCCUGGCCCAAUCGGUCUUCCUGCUGCUCAUCUCCAAGCGGCUGCCUGCCACGUCCAUGGCCAUCCCCCUCAUCGGCAAGUUCCUGCUCUUCGGCAUGGUGCUGGUGACCAUGGUCGUGGUGAUCUGUGUCAUCGUGCUCAACAUCCACUUUCGCACACCCAGCACCCACGUGCUGUCUGAGGGGAUCAAGAAGCUCUUCCUGGAGACCCUGCCCAAACUCCUACACAUGUCCCGCCCAGCAGAGGAUGGGCCCAGCCCGGGGGCUCUCGUCCGGAGAAGCAGUUCCCUGGGCUACAUCUCCAAGGCCGAGGAGUACUUCUUGCUCAAGUCCCGAAGUGACCUCAUGUUUGAGAAGCAGUCGGAGCGGCACGGGCUGGCCCGGCGCCUCACCACCGCACGCCGGCCCCCAGCAGGCUCUGAGCAAGCCCAGCAGGAGCUCUUCAGUGAGCUGAAGCCAGCCGUGGAUGGGGCCAACUUCAUCGUCAACCACAUGAGGGACCAGAACAAUUACAAUGAGGAAAAGGACUGCUGGAACCGAGUGGCCCGCACAGUGGACCGACUCUGCCUGUUCGUGGUGACGCCCAUCAUGGUGGUGGGCACGGCCUGGAUCUUCCUGCAGGGCGCCUACAACCAGCCCCCACCUCAGCCCUUCCCCGGGGACCCCUUCUCCUACCAUGAGGAAGAUAAGCGCUUCACUCUGGGGAAGCAGCUGGUAUGGUGAGCAGCCCUGUGGAGAGGCCCACACGGCAAGGAACUGAGGCUCUCUGCCUGCAGCCACAUGAGUGACCUUGGAAGUGGAUCCUCCAGCCCAGCUGGGCCUUCAGAUGAGAUCACAACCCUGGUGAACAUCUUGGGCACAGCCAGUUCUUGAGCCAGAACCACCCAGCUAAGCUGCUCCUGGAUUCCCGACCCUCAGAAACUGUGUGGGAUAGUAAAUGUUUGCUGUUUUAAGAGACAAAGUUUUGGGGUGCUUUGUGACACCAGCGGGGUGACCUUGGGUGAGCCACCCUCAUCUAUCAGCUGUUUUCUCGCCAGCAAAAUGUGUGUAUCAUAAGUCCCGUCUGUGAGGGGCUGUGAAAACAGAAUCUGCUAGUGGGCAUAAAGGUACUUACACGUGUCCUACAAAUGUAAGGGGUGGUUAUUUAACUCAUUCCUCAGUUGUGAGCCUGAGUCACAGGGGAUGGGCCUGUGGUCUCCCACAUCCAAGGCUGACAGGGAGUCUGUGGGCAGACUGGAGCAAGCACAGAGGGCCCAACGAAUCGUCUCCUGGAUGGACACACCGAAGGUCUUCACAGAUCAACCCGUCUCCCUCAGAGGGAGUUGGUGACCUCAUUGGCCCAGGUAUACAUAAGGCGGGAUUUUUUUGUCUGUCAAAGGAAAUGAACAAAAGACAAACCACCUAGCGUCAAAACUGACCCUGGUUACUUCUGCCUUCCAAUAUGAACCGUGCACAGGUUCGAGGUACGAAUCUUUAAUUUUGUCCCUCUGGGUGGGGAACGCGGGUUGGACUUACACCCAUCAGAUGAGCAGGAAGUCCGAGACUUCCCUGGAAUCGCCCUCUACGGGAGGGACCCCAUCCGAGCUCCAAGAGGCCCUGAACCAGACC
Messenger RNA from Acinonyx jubatus (cheetah), 2980 nucleotides. RefSeq names its product cholinergic receptor nicotinic delta subunit (gene CHRND). Gene Ontology annotation, biological process: nervous system process; regulation of membrane potential; monoatomic ion transmembrane transport. Lineage: Eukaryota; Metazoa; Chordata; Mammalia; Carnivora; Felidae. The record is from RefSeq and is a predicted model, not a curated record. Bases 257 to 2095 code for a protein of 612 amino acids. Gene Ontology annotation, molecular function: acetylcholine-gated monoatomic cation-selective channel activity; transmembrane signaling receptor activity. The transcript is spliced from 12 exons. Gene Ontology annotation, cellular component: neuron projection; postsynaptic membrane; synapse.